AUAAAGAGAGAGAGAAAUCAAAGUGAGCUCGACGGCCGGGAUCCACCACUGCAAUUGUGACGCGGUCCGAGAUAUGGUCGUCGCUCUAUCUCCGUCAUCCGCUGCUCAAGCCAGGAGGAAGGCAGUUAGGGCAGACGAGGGGAACGAGACGCGGAAUCGGAUCAGGGGCUGGAGACGCGAGCGGAGAACGACGACGCAGCAGAGCAACCGGCGACGACUUUUUCUUCAACCACAACUGCCGGCGGUUGGCUGGCUUCUUCGAUCAGCAUCUGGACACAGAGCAGAGCCGGCGGUUGGCCUUCAUCGUCGAUCGGCUAGCAGCGAGGCAUGGAGGUCCGAUUCCGAACUCAGUGAUUCCGGACGGGUCGUUGUCGUGUCCGGUUCAGUUCCUGUGCCAUGAAAACUCGAACAGUUUGUCGUAUAGCAUGAUUCCCUCACGGCCGCUCAAGCUCACCAUUCCCAAAUUAGACGGAUCUUUUUUAGAUUGAAGUGCCUGGGAAUGGAUGGUGGCGGCUCUGAAGAAGGCAGUGGAGGCCGCUUUUAGUCAUUUACCUUGCAAGGUAUCAUGACUUCAACGGCUAAUCAAUCUGAAAUCGAUGAUCUUACAAUUGAUGGUAAUACAACCACUGAGAAAAGUCAUGAUGAAGAUCGAUGGAACAAAGAUGAUGAAGCUAAAAGCGAUGAACUUGAAGAUGUAGAUAGUGACGAGCAUUAAAGCUUUGGAUGAUAUCUUCCAUAUCAAUGUGUAUUUUAAUUUAGUUCACUUUGACUAUUAAUACUUUAGCUUAAAACGUACGCAAAUGAUGAACUAAUUUUGAGAUGUUGGUUUACUUUCUAGUAAAUGGGUUAGUUGUAA
This is a messenger RNA of Cuscuta campestris, 856 nucleotides long. The record is from the annotation of a GenBank genome assembly. NCBI's taxonomy places the organism in Eukaryota, Viridiplantae, Streptophyta, Magnoliopsida, Solanales, Convolvulaceae.